Ostrea edulis (European flat oyster) is the source of this 2250-nucleotide messenger RNA. Its product is annotated as zinc finger CCCH domain-containing protein 15-like. The record is from RefSeq and is a predicted model, not a curated record. Gene Ontology annotation, biological process: cytoplasmic translation. The coding region runs from base 124 to 1422 and encodes 432 amino acids. Gene Ontology annotation, molecular function: mRNA binding; metal ion binding. Gene Ontology annotation, cellular component: cytosol. Lineage: Eukaryota; Metazoa; Mollusca; Bivalvia; Ostreida; Ostreidae. The transcript has 12 exons.
GAUCGGUAUUCCAAAUAUUUGACUUCCGAUUUUGUUGAGCCACAUUUCGCCAGAUUUCUGAAAUCAUUUCAGCGAGAAAUUUAUCAGUAGAAUAGGCCUAAUUAUUGCCUAAUAUUAUAUAAAAUGCCACCAAAGAAAAAUGAACCAGGGAAAAAGACAGUAGAAAAGAAAAAAGAAAAAGUUAUUGAGGAUAAAACCUUUGGGUUGAAGAACAAGAAGGGAGCUAAACAGCAAAGGUUCAUUCAGAAUGUUACGCAACAGGUCAAGUUUGGAAACCAGAAGACCAGUAAAUUGACACAACUGGAAGCUGACAAGAAUAAAAAGAAAUUGGACAAGAAGAAAGAAGCCGAUGAGCUGAAUACUUUGUUUAGGCCAGUACAGACUAUUUCAAAAGGUGCUGACCCCAAGUCUGUUCUGUGCGCAUUUUUCAAACAAGGACAGUGUUCUAAGGGUGCCAAGUGUAAAUUUUCACAUGACUUGAACAUCGACAGAAAGGGAGAGAAAAUCAGUAUUUAUGCAGAUUCCCGGGACAAAGAGGAAACGAUGGAGGACUGGGAUGAAGAUCAGCUGAGAGAUGUAGUAAACAAGAAGCACGGAGAGCAUGAGAAAUCCCUGCCCAAGACCACCAUUAUCUGUAAAUUCUUCCUGGAGGCAGUGGAGUCCAGUAAAUAUGGCUGGUUUUGGGAGUGUCCAAAUGGAGGGAAGAAAUGUCACUACAAACACGCUCUACCUCCAGGUUUUGUUUUGAAAAAAGACCAAAAGAAGGAGGAAAAAGAAGACCAAAUUACUAUAGAGGAGUUGAUAGAAAAAGAGCGUGCGACGCUAGGGGGAGGUACAACAAAAGUCACCUUAGAAUCGUUCUUGAAGUGGAAAGAGAGAAAGAGAAAAGAAAAGAUUCAGAAUGCUAAGGCAGCACAAGACAAGAAGAAAGCGGACUACAAAGCAGGCCGGGCGUUUGGAAUUAGUGGAAGAGAGAUGUUCGAGUUUAACCCUGAUCUGGUGGGGGAGGACGAUGAUGAGGCUGCAGAGGGGGUGAUAGAACGGGAAACAUAUUCUGAUGAUGAGGCUGAAGAAGGAGUGAAGGUCCGUGAUAUUAACCUUGACUAUUUAAUCUCGGCGGCUAGUGAAGCGGACGGAUCAGGAACAGUGGUCACGUCACGUGAAUAUGACGUUUCCUCGGGUGGAGGGGAUCAGCCCUCAGCUAUGUCUAAUGGUAAAGAUGAAGAAUCUGAAAAAUUAGAUGAGGCUGCUGCACUACCUCCGGAAGACACACCCACCACAGAAACUGAUGCCGCAAUAGCAGCUGCGCUGGCUGCCACUAUGAAUGGUGCAGAAUUGGAGAUAGAUGAAGAACUUUUCGGUGGUGAUGACAUUGACGAUGUUGAAGAUGAAUUGGACACUCUCGAUCUAGGCGACGAAUAGCAUUAGUUUCCCUUGAUUUGCAUUACUUGUGCGAUAUUUUCCUCAAAUUUAUGCCUUUAUACUUUCCAAAUUGGCUAAGAGACCGAAGAUGUUGCUUUGAUGUCAGAAUGCUUAAGCUGUGACAGAUUCAGGGGAUUGACAUUACAUAACUUUGGUGCAUCGCGGUUGUGAACACAAGGAAACUGUUCAUUUUUGGGUAUGCUGUGUACAAAUCGAGAAAAUUGAUUUAAAUUGUAUGUAAUAAUCUCACUUAAUUUAGAAAUAUUUUUAAUGACCUGACAAAUUGGGAUGCUUUUCCAGAACACUUGCAUUGGAAUUUAGUGUUGAAAACAUCUUAAAAUAAAUUGACUACAUAUGCCAUUUAAACCAAGAGCAAUUAAAUGAUUUAUACAGAUGUAUUAAUGGUAGCAAUGAUAUUCAUUGCAUGUUUUUAUAAAGAUGAAACAUAUUUUGAAAUAAGUCUGAAGAAUCCUGUGUUCAUAAUAAUAGGUAAAUUAAUUAUUAUGAUUUAUUCAAGGUGGACUAACAAAUCGUGAUUAUUGUGACUACUGUAAUGCUUAUCUUUUAUUGCCUUGAGACUCCCCAUCAGUUAUUUAAAAAAGAAAACAAAAACAUUUCUGAUCUUUAAUGCAGUCCAUUUAUGAAAUGUUGGAGUCCAUGAUUCAAUACAAUAUAUUCUAUCAACAACUUCAAUAAAUCAUAUUGUUUCAUUUUAUAUUUACUAUAUUGCCUUAUUAUGUAUGAAAUUGAAUAAUAUGCAUUUAUGAAAUAAUGUUGGAUAUAGAAUGAGAAUUCUUUAUGUGAUCAGAAUAAAACUUUGGAAUUUGG